Messenger RNA from Archocentrus centrarchus (flier cichlid), 6128 nucleotides. RefSeq names its product zinc finger protein 827 (gene znf827). Gene Ontology annotation, biological process: positive regulation of transcription by RNA polymerase II. The record is from RefSeq and is a predicted model, not a curated record. Gene Ontology annotation, cellular component: nucleus. Lineage: Eukaryota; Metazoa; Chordata; Actinopteri; Cichliformes; Cichlidae.
UUGCUGCCCUUUGAUCCCUGCAUUAGUGUUAGUUAGGGGCUCGGAGACACACUUGCACCGAGAGCAGCCAUAGUCAAGACACGGCAACAACAACAGCGGCACCUCCUCCGCCUGUGUUCCCAUUCCCCAACAAUACUCUUUAAACCGAGCAAAGCCAGGUGCACGACCAAGUCCCUGCCAUCACUGGCGCCUCCAGUCUCAAUGGGAAAAACCUUUUUUCUUCUUAUCCCUAAACAAGGACGAGAAUGUGAUUAAAAACGGGGGAAAAUGCCAAGGAGGAAGCAGGAGCAACCCAAGCGCCUGCCUUCACAUGUGGACAGCAAUGAGGAAGGAGGGCCUGAUGGCACUGCUGUGGAGGAGGAAGGCUGGUUUGGGAAUGCCUCUGACACGCGCUCAGAGUCGUCGUCUUUUGGAGACACCCAGGAUGAGGUCCUCCUGCCCAGGGGCUCCUCUCCUGACGAACGACCUGGAGUCAGCGCUGGGUCUGGGGAUCAUGAUACCUGCGGAGGCGAAAGCUCACUGGGUUGCCCCACACCUGUCCAUCGUGCCUCUUUGGAACUUCUUGGUCUGGAUGGAGGUGCAUUCUCGGCCCAGGACACACUCUCGUCUGUGGUGUCAUCACUGUACGGCGAGGCAGCAUCUCGAGCCCUGGGAAAGCCCCUCAGCAGCAACCUACGGCGCCUCCUAGAGGCUGGGUCGCUAAAGCUUGACACUGGGGAGCUCCUGGGUCGGUCAUCCAGGGGAGGCGCUGGGGGUGAGUCGCCUCCAAUAGGUCUAGCCCCACCUUUGACCCUCUCUCCAUCUUCCCACCAUGCCCAGCAGUUAAGUGCUCUUGCCCGAAAACUGGCCAAUAAUAACAGUGGCUCAGCCUCACCAGCCUCCACGGUCCCCUCAGCCACCAACAUUAAGCAAGAGCCCUUAGACCCCUUUAACUCUGUCACUCCUAGCAAUGGCAGUGGCUUUGUAUGGGCAGGUGUGGCAGAUAAGUGGCCUCCGGCCAGCUGCUCCACCCCAUGCGGCUCUAGCCUGUCCCCGGACUCUGCAAUCCAGAAAUUAAAAGCAGCAGCCAAUGCUGUACUUCAAGACAAGAAUGCCGUGGCCUCCUCCUCAACGACAUCAUCCUCCUCCUCCACCUCUGCCUCAUCUGCAGUGCCCACCCUGGGAGGGGGUGGUCGAGGAGACGAUGUGGUGCGCUUCGAUGCCUUUAACUCUCCGUUUAGCCCGCAGUCAGCUAGCUCCACCCUUGCUGCACUCUCCAAGAAAGUCAGUGAGCGGAGCCAAGCCUCGUCAACAGCCAGUUCUGCUACAGACCACCAAGCAGCAAGUUCCUUCCUCUCGCUUGUGUCUAUGACCUCCUCCGCUGCCUUGCUCAAAGAGGUGGCAGCCAGGGCAGCAGGAAACCUGCUGGCAGAGAAGAAAGAUGGUUCCCCCUUGGCAACUACUGGGGUCCUCCAAGAGGACGUGAAGCCCCUGUUGGACAAGAACCAGAAAGCACCCACGCCCUCUACACCCACCCAGAGCCUAGAAUUGCUGUUGCCCUCUCCUCCCAAGGGCAGGGGGAAACCCAGCAACCAAGCAGGCUCUCCUGAGGAUGGUGGCAAACCAUUCCAGUGUCCUGUUGGCUUGGUCAUCAAACGCAAGAGCUACUGGAAGAGACACAUGGUCAUCCACACAGGCUUGAGCCAUCAGUGUCCGCUGUGUCCCUUUCGCUGUGCUCGCAAAGACAAUCUCAAGUCCCACAUGAAGGUACAUCAGCACCAGGACCGGGGUGAGACGUUUCAGUGCGAACUCUGUCCCUUUACCUCCUCCCGUCACUUCAGCCUGAAGCUUCACAUGCGCUGCCACCAGCACUUCCCCCGCACAGACAUCAAGGUAAAAGAGGAGAUCACCACUGACACAGAGGGCGAGGGCUCCCUGAUGGGUGACGGCGGCUCCACAGACCUGAGAGGGACAGAGGUGUCCCCACUGCACUCGGACGCUCAGCAGCAGACGUCCCCUCCGGUCGAGGCUUCCUCCAAUCACGUCCACAUCAAGGAGGAGCCCCAGGAGAGAGACCUGUCUGUGCUCUCCCCUUUUAGCAUCUGCAGGGACCGUCCUAGCAGCAGUGCCAACUCCCUGGACCUACCUGGAGUUGGGGUCGGAGUCGGCGUCAGAUCCAGUCCUAGUGGUCCAACCACAGCCUCCUUAUUCAGCCCAGACAUCACUACCAAAACGGCCACUGAUCUGCUUAUGAAGCUUUCAGCGGCCAACCAGAGGGAGACACUCAAAUCUCCAUUCCAACUGAAGGAAGAGCCCAAAGUGGAGGAAGCACUGAGCCCUCGACCAUCCUCCCAGUCCCAGAGCCAGAUCCAGCCAAGCUUCCCUACGCCCUUUGGCCAGGACGGGCCAACUGUGGCUGCAGCAGCCACAGAUCGCCCGGGGUCACUGAAACCGAGGGAAGGAAGCCCCAUGGCUAAGAACAGCUUGCUGAGCCAGGAUAUCAACAUUAAGGUGGCCUCUGAGCUGCUCAUUAAGCUUUCAGAGAACAACAAAGAUGCCCAGUACCAGAAGGUGAAGGUAAAGGCAGAGCCCAUGGAGGUGGACCCGCCACCUGCAGACCUCACCCCACCUGCCUCCCACAUGCUAGCCUUCAGCACUUUAGGGGCGAGUGAGAAGAGCGAGCCAAUGAGUAACCUCCAUGAGACAUUGGCGUGCCCCCAAAAAGAUCUCUUCUCCCAAGACAUAUCGGUCAAAAUGGCCUCUGAACUAUUGUUCAAAUUGUCAGAAAAAGUCAGCAAAGCCAACAACCACAAAGACAGUAACAUGGUGGGAAUAAACAGUCCAUUUCUGGACGAGUGCUUCAGACAAUCACCCUUUAACUCGCGCUCCAAGAGCACUUCCCCCGCAGAGGCCAGCUCCUCUACCAGGGUACCGUUUAAUGACUCGGAAAAGGAUGAUGGAGAGCCGGGAAAUGGGAUCGCACAGUGGAGAUUAAAUGAACAGCUCUUCCCCUGUCCCGUUUGUGGCAAGGUGUUUGGUCGACAGCAGACCCUUUCUAGACAUCUCUCUCUGCACACAGAAGAGAGGAAGUACAAGUGUCACCUGUGUCCUUACGCAGCCAAGUGCAGGGCUAACCUCAAUCAGCACCUGACCAUCCACUCUGUCAAGCUGGUCAACACAGAUGCUGAGCAGAUUGUGAGCGCUGUUACAGCUGACUCUACCGAGCGCAAGAACUGCCCUUACUACUACAGCUGCCAUGUGUGUGGUUUCCAGACGGAGCUGAAUGCCCAGUUUGUCAGCCACAUGUCGCUCCAUGUGGACAAGGAGCAGUGGAUGUUCUCACUCUGCUGCAGCGUCUGCGACUACGUAUGCAUGGAGGAGACCGACAUGAGAAACCACAUCAGCACUGGGCACGCAGGUCUGAACUCAAGAAGUCCCCUCAGCGAGACCAAGAGCACCUCAUCCUCCCUCUCGGCCCUCAGCGAUUCACUCAACAGCUCAGAGGGCGGAGACCUCACCCACGGUAAUGAAGAACUCAAGAGCCUGUUAGCCCCACCCUCUUCCGCCGGCAGCCAGUCCAGCUCCGGAAGCCACUCGGGAUCAGGAACCGAGGACAAGUCUGACAAAGGUUUUGAGUGCGUCUUCUGUAAUUUUGUGUGCAAGACACGCAGCAUGUACGAACGCCAUCUCCAGAUCCACCUCAUCACACGAAUGUUUGAGUGCGACGUUUGCCACAAGUUCCUCAAGACGCCCGAGCAGCUGUUGGAGCACAAGAAGUGCCACACCGUCCCCUCCGGAGGGCUCAAGUGCCCUUUUUGCAUCUACUCCACCAAUCGUCCAGCGGCCAUGGAGUGCCACCUUAAGACGCACUGUAAGAUGGAGUACCGCUGCCGCAUCUGCCAGGGACUGUGGCCCGACCAGGCCUCACUGGAGGCCCACAUGCGCAGGCACCGCCUGGGCAACCACUACAAGUGUGAGCAGUGUGGCUACUUGUCCAAGACGGCCAAUAAGCUCAUCGAGCACGUGCGUGUGCACACGGGCGAGCGGCCCUUCCACUGCGACCGCUGCUCUUAUAGCUGCAAGCGCAAGGACAACCUCAACCUGCACAAGAAGCUGAAGCACGCGCCGCGCCAGACUUUCGGCUGCCAAGAGUGCCCUUUCACUACCACACACCCCUUCGUCUUCAGCCGCCACCUCAAGAAACACCAGAGCGGAGGAAUGGGGGGGGUAGACGGAGGUUUAGGAGGAGGAGAAGAAGAGGAGGAAGAUGAGGAGGCAGGAGGAGAGGAGCUGCCAGCAGAGGAAACAUCACCGGGGGGCUCGUCGUUGCAGAAGAGCCAGGAGAACUUCCUGUUUGGCGGAGGAGGUGGCAGCAGCGGAGGCAGUGGGAGCAACAGCCCUCUCAUGAGUCUCACGGCAUCUCAGGCGCUUCAGUCCGUCGCGCUGUCACUCACACUGGGCAAGUCCCAGCAGCUGGACCCCGCCAGCCCCCUGCACAGCUUGGUUAACGCCAACGGCGGCAAUGCCGCAAGAAACCCCGGCGGCACGAGCAGCGGCACCAGCCCCUCCCUCUUCCUCCCCUCCUCCCGCCACAUGUUGGAGCAGUACAGGAACUGCGACCGGGCCCACCUCAUUCCCCUCACCACCCUGUUCACCCACAACAGCCGCUUCACAUUCCACUCCCACCUCCACUCCAGAUGGCGGCCGGCCACGUCUCCUCUCCUCUUCUCCUCCAACUCGGCGUCCCCCUCCCCCUCACCCUCCUCCCACAAACACUCCUUCCUGGCCUACCUUGGACUGAUGGAGAGGGCCAAGACUGUCUGACCUCACCCGCCUUUCGUCCUCCUCCUCCGCUUCCUCCUCUUCCUCUCCCUGCUCUUUCCCCUCACUCCUCGGACGGUGGUGUGAGUGACACUUGACCACUGCUGCGGGAGCAACUCUUUUUUUUCCAAUCAGACCAGCAAAAUAAGCUGGACCAGACAAACAUAUUGAGGAAAAAAAAAAAAAGGAAAAAAAUAACAUUUAUAAGAGAAAAAGGCUGUACAUGCUAAAAUGCAUUUAUAUUAAAAAAAAAAAAAGCUGCUUUUCUUAUCAGUUCUAUCAAUUGAAUUAUUACUACUUCAACAUCAGUUACUACUCUCUAUUACCUUUUUUUUUGUUUGUUUGUUUGUUUGUUUGUUUGUUUGUUCUUUUCCUGUUUCUAAACAUCUGAAUGACCUGGACCCAGCUGCAUUACCUGACAGAACUAACAUAUCUCACUUUUAUAGAUAAUUUUUCUUUAGUCGUUCGACGAGAUAAAAAGACGAAAAACAAAACUUGCAAGUGCUAUAUUUUAGUGCAUUUUUGUCUAUCGCUAUUAUGCAUCGGAAUAGCAUGCCUGUUUCUGUGUUUCAAACUAGCUUUGACGUCAUUAGGAAGCUAAAUUUGAGAUAUCCUGAAGUGUUAGCGGUGCAAUGUGGACAGAACCAAUGAAACGAAUGCUUUUCAAAGCAACGCCUCAAACCACGCACUUACUUAUUUAUCAAUCUUGUACAUAGUUUUAUAGCCCUCCCCCUUCCCAUCUUUUUUUUUUCGUUUGUUUUUUUUUUUGUUUCUUUUUUUUGUUGUUUUAUUUUUGUUGUAUUAUGGUGAAACAGUAUUGUGCGUAGCUGCCGUCUGAUGUCAAUCCCAUCUCAGAAUAAGUCAUUUUAAUGGCUUUCUGGCUGAUUUCAGCAGUUCUUUGUAAGCUUGGGGAGGGGGGUGUUAAAGAAUAUAAGCUGUGAUAAUGUAAAUAUGGAAAAUCUGACCUAUUAUUAAUCUGAAUAUUAAAAUGUUGCAGGAAAAAAAAGGUGCAACUAGUUGCAAACAUCCGUUUGUCGUUCCCGAGACGGGGUUGACAUCAGAGCAGCAUCACAUGCAGAUCUAUGUAUCACGCACCUAUACUUAGAAGAGAUAUAUGAGAUAACUGUUCUGAGGAGGUGACCCGCUCGGGGUCAGCGAGCUACCCACAGCGAGGGUCACCACAGGCCGAUUCAAUGGUGCUUUUUGGAGCUUUUUGUAAUUUUUUUGUGUACAAAAAAAAAGAAGAAAAAAAAAAACUGUUCCAAAAUGACUUGAAUGAAUGUAUUUUUGUUUAUGUACCUGGAAAAAAAAAAAGCGAUACAGAAGAG